This is a messenger RNA of [Torrubiella] hemipterigena, 2380 nucleotides long. Lineage: Eukaryota; Fungi; Ascomycota; Sordariomycetes; Hypocreales; Clavicipitaceae. The record is from the annotation of a GenBank genome assembly.
CCCAGAGUAACAAACUUUUACGUGCCGAGAGUCAAGCACCGUUACUUGCAUCGUCAUGGCUUGCGGGCUACUAACCGGCAGCUUCGCCAGGAAGUCGAUGAGGUGAUCUAAAAAGAGCUUCAUAGCCAAGACAUCCCAUUUAUACUGGAUGUCAUGGUUGUGCAAGAUAUUGGCGUCUUUCCAAAUUGGAUAAGUUUUCCCUAUCAGCCAAGCCAUCUCAAGAAGCUUCAAAUCAAUAUACGCAUUAUUCGCCCCGGAACAAGCAGUAUCCCCGACGAAUCGAUGGAAGCGGCAAGAUAUAAGGGCGAGAAAGAGAAAUACUACCCCACAUAUUGGCAUAUGUUAAUGGCCAUGACUAUGUAUCCUUUUGGGAGUUUCUCUGUCAAGCAAGAUCCCGAAUUACCCCCGGUCCAGAGCAACAAUUGGCAGUCAAAGAACCAGCCUUGACAAAUAAAGCUGUCGACAGCAAUAUGGACCGUGUCCAACAAACACCUCUCAGCAACUAUCAAAGCACUACAGUUGAUGCUUACCGGUGCUCAUCUGCGUUCUGGGUUACUGAUGAUCUAUUGCUUACGUACAACGAGCGCGAAUACGAUGUCAAUAACAACCACAUCCCUAUUCCGCCUAGUCAUGAGGGACUACGUUUUUAUAGCACUGUUCCUGAGGACACGCUGGAAAUUUAUAAUGAGAGUCGGUUUUACAAAGCUGGCCAUAUUCAGUUUGGCCGAGAUGUCUUUACAGACCACGGUGUUUACAUACGAUUGAGAGAUAGGAACGAAAUUGGCAUAAUAAGUCAGCUCAUCUUCCAAGGGAAGUUUGCCUGCCAUCAACUGGAAGAUGAAACGUCUGAAUUUCUAUACGAAGUUGUCGACGAACAAUAUUUUGGCUCAGCCGAUAAUAUCUACAUGCAGGUUCUAGCACUAAGCGUGGGUAUUAUCCAUUCUUCCACGCCUACUGCCUCGUCGAUCUUUGCAAUUGAACGAAUCGUGGAGUGGUGGGAAUGGGAGCGCCCUGAAUGGGACUGCGGGAUCCAGGAUACAGAGUGGUACUGUAGUGAUGAGGUUAUCGAACGCAAUCUGGCGAGGGAAAUGGCUCGCGAUCCUCGUGACGAGGAGCAUAUUCAGAAAUGGCUCUUUAUAAAAACUAGAAAGGCGCACAGCUGGAUUGCACAAGAGGAAACAUAGUAAAAACAGAAUGCAAUAUGCCGUUCAGUCGUUGACCUCGCACAGCCAAUAGUCUAUAUUGUCUAUUGUCUACCCAAAGUAUCACAAGGCCGCCGGACGUUUCAACCAACGGCCCGACGACACACUUAAUCUAGCAUAGGGGGAGAGAUAAUUAAAAAUGACCUUGAUAGAGUUUGCCUGAAACGACCACUUCUUAUCCGCUGCAAACCGGGCCGUCUUCCGCCGCGGUGCUACUUUUGCAAAUGGCCGAGCCGCCUCUAUUAACUUUUCUUUUUUCCCACCAGCUUCAGGUAGGUGGGUAACAGACAACAGUGAGAUAUUAUCCAGCGGUUAUUUCCUCUACUAUAAUAAACUCUGUUUAAAAAAAAAAGUAAAGGGGCAGCCUGUAAACCAAACGGAAAGGGAGGUAGGGGGGGUUACAUUGUGUUGUGCAGCGGCGGGCCUCCACCGCCAUCAAGUGAGAGUGUCGGGCCAGGUUUUCGGUUUGCCGUACCGACAUCUCCGGCGCUGCUUGCUGCUGCAGUAGGCAGGUUGGUGCAUUGCAUGCCGAUGAUGAUGUACAAUAACCCUGUAUUUUGCAUGAUUUGUACGAUUUCUUUGGUUUGUUUCACAGUACCCUGCCCUUCCGCUGGUCUACUCUUGUUAGUUAAGUUGGUACUAACGUUACUACUACUGGAAAAGGGACCACCACAGCCGCUUGUUUUUUUUAGAGUUUGAAAAGCCCCUCUUGGGUACGACUACAGUGGGCUUCACACGCCGCCAAGAGAUGCCAGAGCACGAUGAAGGGAGUUCCACUGAGGGGCUUGCUGUUGCGGCUCCUUUGUCAUUGUUGCGGUUGGGCUGCGAUGGCGAUGUGAUGCGGUGUGAAGUGAAGUUGAAGCCUCGUUUUCUCUUAUUCGUACGUCUUCUUCUUCUUCUCAAAUCGGAGUCAUCGGUCAACAACCAGCUCUGUUGCUUGCUAAUCGAUGGGUGGGUUGCUAGUGGUGGUGUGGAAAUCGGCAUCGACCACGUCAUGCCGGCACAUUUCGUCAGAUGGUGGUUAGCGCUGUUUCAUGUUGGUGGUGUUGUUUCCGCCCAAAAAGAGGCGAGCAGCAGCAGCCGCAACACGCAAACUACGCGAGACCCAAGUAAAGUAAGUAAGUAAGCACCCGCGGGCUACGUGCAUUGAGUUAGUCACAAUCCCAGAGAAGUACCAG